CCACGAAACUUCAUCUUCUACCUCUCGAUUUCAGGCGAUUUCGUCGAUUCUUAAGAGUGAUUUUGACUAUCAAGAAUGGAGCUAAAGAGCAUUAAGGAUGCGUUUGAUCGUGUUGCGACGAAGCAGAAGCUUUCUUAUAGUAAAACAAAUGAGAUUGUUCACUUACUGUCUCAAGAAAUCGACAAGACGUUGUGUAUAUUACAGGAGACACCAUCAUCAGAUACUCUGCUUGAUCAUAGAUCUAUCCUUGCUGAUGUGAAGAAAGUGUUUAUGGAGAUUGCUCCUAUCACUCAACUUGAAGCUGUUGAGAAAGAACUACAUGCGGCUUUGACCAAGUACCCUAAAGUUUUGGAGAAACAGCUGAAUCCAGACAUAUCAAAGGCUUACAGAAACAAUGUCGAGUUCGAUACUCAUAUUGUUAACCAGAUAAUCGCCAACUUUUUCUACCGUCAAGGGAUGUUUGACAUCGGUGACUGUUUCGUUGCUGAAACUGGUGAAUCUGAAUGUUCCACUAGACAAUCUUUUGUGGAAAUGUAUCGGAUACUAGAAGCUAUGAAGAGACGAGAUCUUGAACCAGCUCUUAGUUGGGCAGUUUUGAACUCAGACAAACUAAAGCAAGCAAGGUCUGAUCUUGAGAUGAAGCUUCACAGUCUACACUUUCUGGAAAUAGCUCAAGGCAAAAACUCCAAAGAAGCUAUCAACUACGCGAGAAAACAUAUUGCCACGUUUGCAGAUAGCUGCCUCCCGGAAAUCCAGAAGCUCAUGUGUUCUCUCUUAUGGAACAGAAAACUCGAUAGAUCACCGUACUCCGAGUUUCUCUCCCCUGCUCUAUGGAACAAUGCAGUCAAAGAGCUAACCCGACAGUACUGCAACCUACUCGGUGAAUCAUCUGAAAGCCCGUUGAGUAUAACAGUAACAGCGGGUACACAAGCGUUACCAGUACUAUUGAAAUACAUGAACGUCAUGGCGAACAAGAAGCUUGAUUGGCAGACCAUGGAACAGCUUCCUGUCGAUGCACAACUAUCAGAGGACUUUCAGUUCCAUUCAGUGUUUGUCUGUCCAGUCUCUAAAGAACAGUCAAGUGAUGAUAACCCUCCAAUGAUGAUGUCUUGUGGACAUGUGCUUUGCAAGCAGACGAUCAACAAAAUGUCAAAGAAUGGCUCUAAGUCGUCUUUCAAGUGUCCUUAUUGCCCAACCGAUGUAGACAUCUCGAGGUGUAGGCAGUUACACUUUUGAAACGAAAGCUCGGGAAAAAACGUAUGACCGGUAUAAACUGGAACUAAGUUCUGAAUCGGUGAAAUCUGUGUCAAAAUUGUAACCUUGUGGUGUUCUCUGUUUCUUUUUUCAUGAAGUUUUUAAAAAGAUGGGGCUUUUGUGUACAAAUUGAUCACGGGAAGUUUUUAGAUGAUUGGACAUCCCAUAAGAUUGUGUUUUUGUGUUGCUCUUUGUUUGUUAAACUUUCUGAAUAUAGAAAUUCUUUCCAU
Molecule: messenger RNA, 1484 nt
Organism: Arabidopsis arenosa
Lineage: Eukaryota; Viridiplantae; Streptophyta; Magnoliopsida; Brassicales; Brassicaceae
Source: the annotation of a GenBank genome assembly